CUAAGUCCUUGUGUACUUACUACACACGACCUAUAUACUGGUAGGAGAAUGGCUGUCCCUGAUACCAAGAAAGAGUUUACAUUACCUCCGUCAACCACAGGAGAGUUCCUUAGGGCUAAAUCAGUAUUCCGUGAUUGGAUUACCGCGGAUGGAUCGUCUGGGUAUAAGGCAGAGUCCGGGCGGUAUCAUCUGUAUGUCAGCCUAGCCUGUCCCUGGGCUCACCGUACCCUGAUCGUUAGGAAACUCAAGGGGUUGGAACACGCCAUCUCUUAUGACGUUGUAGACUGGUUCCUGGACGGUCAAGGAUGGUCUUUCACAGACAAGAAACCCAAUUGUACUUUGGACACAGUCAACGGCUGUUCGCGGUUGCGGGAUGUUUAUCGUAUGGCUAACCCAGAUUAUGAUGGCCGUAUCACCGUUCCCGUCCUUUGGGAUAAACAAAAGAAAACCAUUGUAAACAACGAGUCGAGCGAGAUAAUCCGGAUGUUCAAUUCGGAAUUCAAUGUUUACUGUGCCAACGAGGAACAGCAGAAGUUGAACUUUUACCCUGAGACCCUCCAGAAGGACAUCGAGGAAAUUAACGAAUGGAUUUAUCCGAUGAUCAACAACGGUGUGUACAGAAGCGGUUUCGCAACAAGUCAAGAAGCCUAUGAUGCAGCUGUACGUGAAGUUUUCCAAGGUCUCGACAAGGUAGAAGAUAUCUUGUCUAAAACCCGCUACCUAACCGGAAGUAAUCUGACAGAGGCGGAUAUCCGUCUAUUCACAACGCUUAUGCGGUUUGAUCUAGUCUACGUAGGGCAUUUCAAGUGUAACAAGAAGCGGAUUGUAGACUACCCUAACAUGUGGGGAUACCUGAGGGAGUUGUACCAGAUCCCGGGGGUGGCUGACACCGUGAACUUUGAACACAUCACUAAGCACUACAUGACAAGUCAUACUGUAAUCAACCCGACAAAAAUUGUAUCCAUUGGGCCGGAUAUUGACUUCACCACUCCACAUGGCAGGGACGCCAUGUUAAGAAGUUAAAACAGGAGAUAACAUUGAUUUACAGAUUUCAACAAUUAUCUUUAAUAUGAUAUAAAAAUGAACAUAUGCUCCCUCAGCUUGAAUGAGAUCUGACAGAAGCCGUAAUAUAAUAUUCAUUCCAAUGGC
Pecten maximus is the source of this 1149-nucleotide messenger RNA. RefSeq names its product glutathionyl-hydroquinone reductase YqjG-like. Gene Ontology annotation, cellular component: cytoplasm. NCBI's taxonomy places the organism in Eukaryota, Metazoa, Mollusca, Bivalvia, Pectinida, Pectinidae. Gene Ontology annotation, molecular function: glutathione transferase activity. The coding region runs from base 49 to 1023 and encodes 324 amino acids. The record is from RefSeq and is a predicted model, not a curated record. The transcript is spliced from 9 exons.